Molecule: messenger RNA, 420 nt
Organism: Arachis duranensis
Lineage: Eukaryota; Viridiplantae; Streptophyta; Magnoliopsida; Fabales; Fabaceae
Exons: 2
Source: RefSeq, a predicted model, not a curated record
AUGCCUCCCUAUGUGGCACUCAUGAAAGGCCUACUCUCUAAGAAGAAAGUCUUAAAGGGAGAUGAAACAGUAGUGCUGACCAAGGAGUACAGUGGACUCAUUCAAAGCAUGCUACCAAAGAAGAUGCUAGAUCCUGGAGCUUCCAAAUUCCUUCUGCAAAUUCAAGAAGCACAGCCUACAAGGAUAGCACUGGAGAUGGCUGAUAAAUCUCUAAAGCAGGCACAUAGGCUAUUAGAAAAUGUCAUAGUCAAGGUUGGAGAGCUCUUCCUCUCUGCAGACUUUGUGAUACUUGACAUAGGAGAGGAUGCAAAUGACUUCCUCAUACUAGGAAUGCCAUUCUUAGCCACUGGGAGAAAUCUGAUAGAUGUUGAGAGAGGAGAGUUGGUUCUGCGGCUACGUGAGGAUUACUUGGUGUUCAAG